CGCCAAAUUAAAUCGGAAGUAAGUACGUGGCCGCUUCAGGCAGCUCAUAUUCUGCAUGAUGGCGACAGAGGUUCAGAGCGGCGACCUCAACAAUGGCAGUUCUAGCCGGCUCGAAGUCUCAAUCGAUGGCCUCACCCUUAGCCCGGAUCCCGAGGGCGAGCAGGAGCAAGUCUUUGAACCGGACCCCGUGCCCGCGGAGCAGGAGACCGAGGACCAGAGCACCGCCGAAGCCACCGACGAUGGGCAGGAAGGCGAGUCUGCCAAAACCACGAUAGAGAGGAAAUGGGGCUUUGGUUUGCUGGAGCUAUACGGACUAGCAUUGAAAUUCUUCAAAGAUAAGGAUGGGAAGGCCUUUCACCCCACCUAUGAGGAGAAGCUUCGUCUGGUGGCCCUCCACAAGCAGGUGUUACUGGGGCCAUACAACCUCGACGCCUCUCCAGAGGUGGGCUUCUUUGACGUCCUGGGCAAUGACCGCAGGAAAGAGUGGGCUGCUCUGGGUAACAUGGAGAAGGAGGAGGCCAUGGUGGAGUUUGUCAAGCUGUUGAACAAAUGCUGUAAUUUAUUCGCUCCUUACGUCACCUCCCACCAAAUAGAGAAGAAGGAGCAGGAAAGGAAACGGAGGGAGGAGGAGGAACGACAGCGCCGGGAGGAUGAAGAGCGGGAACGACAGAGACAGGAGGAGGAGAGCCGGAGGCUUGAGGAGGAGGAGAGGCUGAAGAGGGAGGAGGAGGAAAGGAGACAGUUGGAUGAGGAGAGGCUACGGGUUGAGCAGCAUAAACAGCAGAUCAUGGCAGCAUUGAAUGCCCAGACAGCGGUGCAGUUUCAGCAAUAUGCUGCCCAACAGUAUCCAGAGAGCCCUGAGCAGCAGCUGGGUCUCAUACGCCAGCUGCAGGAACAACACUACCAACAGUACAUGCAGCAGCUCUACCAAGUCCAGCUGGCUCAGCAACAGGCAGCCUUACAGAAGCAGCAGGAGGAUGCGGUGGUGCAGGCUACCCUGGAGGUCACAACUGAGCCUUUAGCUGCAGUUCCCCCGGCUAGAGAGGAGGUCCCCAUGCUCAACGGCCAGUCAGACUCCCACUCUGAGAGCAUGGACAAAGAGCCAGAACCCCUCGAGCCUGCCGACGAGGCCACUGAGAAUGGACCCAUGGGUACACGCACGCAUCGACCAGCAGACUCUUCCCCGGUCAUCGCGGCUCCCUCCAUGUGGACGCGGCCCCAGAUCAAGGACUUCAAGGAGAAGAUCCGACAGGACGUGGACAGUGUGAUCACGGUGGGGCGUGGCGAGGUGGUGACUGUGCGCGUGCCCACCCACGAGGAGGGCUCCUACCUUUUCUGGGAGUUCGCCACGGACCACUACGACAUCGGCUUCGGGGUCCUCUUCGAGUGGACUGAUGCCACCAACGCCUCGGUCAGCGUGCACGUCAGCGAGUCAAGUGACGAAGACGAUGAUGAGGAAGGGGAGCCUCCCAGGGAGGGGGUGAAGCUUAAGAAGGGGGCAGGGAAGCCCCAGGUGGAUGAGAUAGUGCCGGUGUACCGGCGGGACUGUCACGAGGAGGUCUACGCUGGCAGUCACCAAUACCCCGGCCGUGGAGUCUACCUGCUCAAGUUCGACAACUCCUACUCUCUCUGGAGGUCCAAGAGCGUCUACUACAGAGUCUACUACACCAGAUAAGCCUGGAGAUGGACUGGGGGAGGGUGGCUUGUGUCUGUAUGUUAAGUGAGGGGGAGGGGGGGUGAGAGGAUCUGUUCUGGACAAGACCACCAGAGGGUGACAGAAAUGUCAGACUCAGUUUGGAGAUGGGAACUUCUAUCUGUUUGUUGUGUGUGUGCAUACACCUCGUCGGAGUUUGGGGGGGGGGGGUUAACGCUGUAGUCUAUUUGCCGACCUGUCUUUUCUCUCUGAGACCACCUCUAGGACUCUGUUGUAUUAAUGUCUGUCUUCCCUGCACAAAGGUCAUCUAACCCACAGUCUAUGUUCUGUCAUGUCAUGUCAUUGUUAUGGCUGUGCUUCUAUCUGACUGAGACGCACGCUUCUUAACCGGAGUUUACAUUUUUCAAGCCCACCAUGGGUCAACACAGAGCUGAAGUUCAUACAGGGUUUUGUCCAAUGAGAGAAGUCCUGGACAGAGUCCAAACAGAGUGACACACUACAGCACCAUGCCUUUGUACUAUAGCAGGAGUCCCUUAUAGACCAACACUGAGUAACACACUCAACUGAACACAGUCAAUCGAUCCUGUAGUGGCAAUACUGCUGCGGAAAGAGCUACACCCAGAUCCACAUGAACGCCUAGCCCCUACCACCUACACCCUACUGGGAUCUGAGAGGGUUGGAUUAUAGGCAUAAGCAAUACGGCUUAUCUGUGCAAACUUUACACAUCUCCACAAGUGCAUAGGGAGAAGGGGCUAGGGGUAGAUUGGGUUCUAUUCUACUGAACGAGGGAUCAUUGAGAAGUGGGGAAGGGUUAUUGGUGGUGGAAGAGGGGAUAUGACAUGUACAUUGGAAAGUAUGGUUGAGGCCUUGUAAAUUUGGGCAUCUCGAAAUGGAAUGCUGAAAAAAGGUGAUUGUCUAAAAAGGAUUUAAUAAAUAUUUAUUUGCCCUUUCUUGUAGAGUAGGAUCAUUUUUGUGUCUGUAUAAUAUUUGGGUGUAUUUCAUCUCCAGUGGCCUCCCUGCUUCAGGAGACAUGUCUCUUUAGUCGUUAGAUCAGGGUUCCCAAAUCGGUGGCCUGCAGGUGAUUUAAAGAAAUAUAUAUAUAUAUAUAUAUAUAUAUAUAUUUUGGUCCCCUAAGUUUUUCUGGUGUAGGACAGACUAAAAUCAACAGGAAAUCAGCUCAAAGUGAUUUUUAAUUUAGGAAAUCUGUUCCCAAGUAUUCCCACAAAGAAAUAAAAAGGGAUACGAUCACAUAUGCCAAUGUAAUCAAGGUUUAAAAUGAUUCUGUUUUUGUCAAAUGCUUUAACUGUUUUGGAUUCUUGCAGUCAAUUUGCAGGGUACAAAUGAUAAUUGUUCGGCCUCCCGACUAUCCUCUCAAGGAGAACUGGUCACAUGGCUGAAUGUAAUGGCCCCUGUUUAGAUGCUUGCUUUUCUUUAUGGCCGCUGGUCUCAGGACAUGACAGGUUUCCAUCCUUAUCAUUUUCACCUAUCGGUCUAUCCCUAUAAGAGGGCAAGCCAGUAAAGAGUAUUGGGACAUACCACAUGUCUGUUCAGAGGGAGACUGGACACUUUCCUCUAUUGGCAAUUGUGUGUUGAGUUUGUCACUAAUUUGAUUUGACUCAUACAUACGCGCUGACAGCUGACAAUCCAAGAAGAUUUUUGCCUUUUGUUUUGGUCAUUUCACUGUUACAUCUCGAUAGCAUUUUAUCUUUCAGAAGUCCACAGCCAAGCACAAUAUUGGCUGUAUUUAUGUCAUUUGAUGGAUUGAUUCAGGUUUGUCAUCUCAAAUAUGGCUUUGAACUAUCGCUAAUAAACUGGUCAUUCAUGUCUGUUUGAGAGUAAUGCUCUCUGGUCAUUCAUGCCUCUGGUUGAGAGUAAUGCUCUCUGGUCAUUCAUGUCUCUGGUUGAGAGUAAUGCUCUCUGGUCAUUCAUGUCUCUGGUUGAGAGUAAUGCUCUCUGGUCAUUCAUGUCUCUGGUUGAGAGUAAUGCUCUCUGGUCAUUCAUGUCUCUGGUUGAGAGUAAUGCUCUCUGGUCAUUCAUGUCUCUGGUUGAGAGUAAUGCUCUCUGGUCAUUCAUGUCUCUGGUUGAGAGUAAUGCUCUCUGGUCAUUCAUGUCUCUGGUUGAGAGUAAUGCUCUCUGGUCACGUCUAGCUCUCUGGUCGUUCAUGUCUCUGGUUGAGAGUAAUGCUCUGAGAGUAAUCAGUUAUUGAGCUCAGCUGUUUUAACGCUUAUGAUUUCUGAGUUUAUUUUGCUGGCAUUAUUUGGUAUUGUUCAGACUGUUCACCUACCUUACAUCUGCAUGUUUUGUGUUUCACUUGAAGUCAGAUGGCCACCAGGGUUUGUUGAUGAGUUCUUCUUUUGAAAGACUUUUCGAUGAAUCCUGUUUGGUUUCUGAUGGAUGACCAAGUCUCCUUUCAAAUGAGUUGUACAGUGUCAACACGGGUCAGACUCUGUCUUAUCGGUAGGCCUGAUUCUAAUCCCGACUCCCUCUCCUAGUUGGAUGUUCCUCCUUGUUCAUUUGUUUAAAGUACUUUUGCUCACCAACUAGUAGCCUAAUGAUACAGAUUGUUCAAGCCUUGUAUGUAAAUAAUUAUAAAUGGAUUUUAAGUGUGGGUUCGAGAGAUGGGGGGGGGGACAAUGGGUUGAGAAGUGAUGCACUGUAGUAUGGUGAAUGAGAUUAUGUAUAUUGUUUCCCCAAAAAGUCUAACUCAAGUGUAAACUGAAAGACAAUGAAAUGUGGAAAAAUGCUCAUCCAUGUUUGUAUUGCUUUGACUGUAUGAGUUUGAAGAAUCUGGGCAUAUAUUUAACCUCGAUUACAUUUAUGCUCCUCUCUAUUACCUGAAUUUCUUCUCACGUGUUUUAUUUUUUACAAUGUAAAUGUUAAAUUGAGGUAAAUUUUGUUCUACUUUUUGUUACAGUCCAGGUGUUAAGAUGAUGUAGUAGACCUUCAUCAGUCUCAUUACAGAUGUUUCUUUUGCAAUCUUUUAGAAAUUAUCAUUUUAUAAACGUUGUGUACACUCUGUCCCAAAACAUGUGUGCCAGUUUUCAUGCAAAAUGUGUCAUUUAUAAAAAUGAAAUCUGA
Molecule: messenger RNA, 4732 nt
Organism: Oncorhynchus nerka (sockeye salmon)
Lineage: Eukaryota; Metazoa; Chordata; Actinopteri; Salmoniformes; Salmonidae
Product: Golgi resident protein GCP60-like
Exons: 8
Coding region: 56-1675 (539 amino acids)
Cellular component (GO): Golgi membrane
Molecular function (GO): fatty-acyl-CoA binding
Source: RefSeq, a predicted model, not a curated record